Messenger RNA from Hibiscus syriacus, 1319 nucleotides. RefSeq lists its product as uncharacterized. Gene Ontology annotation, molecular function: ubiquitin-protein transferase activity; zinc ion binding. The transcript has 8 exons. Gene Ontology annotation, cellular component: membrane. Gene Ontology annotation, biological process: protein ubiquitination. Bases 351 to 1133 code for a protein of 260 amino acids. Lineage: Eukaryota; Viridiplantae; Streptophyta; Magnoliopsida; Malvales; Malvaceae. The record is from RefSeq and is a predicted model, not a curated record.
AAAUUGAAAGCGCGGGCUGACGCUCAUCAAUCUUCCCUUUCACUUCCAUCGAAUUUGCGUCGACCUUUAAACACCAGAAACAAACUCCCCCAAGAUUCAAACCUACGAUACCAAAGAGGGGGCAACAAUUUGAAGCUGCUACAAGUUUUGCACUCAAUCUCUUGCUUCUCCUCAAAACCAUAAGCUUUAAUUUUGCACUAAAACAACAAAUGAUAAAGGAAAGAAGGUUCCUUUGCUUCAAGAAAAACGAUCCCUUUCUUCUUUUCUAAACGGGAGAAAAAGUAAACAAGAGAAGUAGAUCAAUUGGUUUCUGGCUUUGGUCUGAUUGUUGAGUUCUAGUAUAUCCGAAUAUGGGGGAUCAUUUUGUAUUGCUAGUGGAUCGGUUGUUGACGGAAUCCACACUGGAAGCUGCAAUCGAAAGCCGAAACCGCUCUUUGCAGACCACUACAUUAGCAGUCAAUGACAAGAAAGUAUACGAUUCUUCUCCGAAGGUGGAUUUGUUGUCCCCAAGGAAAAUUGUGGAAUGCAGGAUAUGCCAAGAUGAGGAUGAAGAUGCUAACAUGGAGACCCCUUGUUCUUGCUGUGGCAGCUUGGAGUAUGCUCAUCGAAGAUGUGUGCAAAGAUGGUGCAACGAGAAGGGCAACACUACCUGUGAAAUAUGCCAUCAGCAAUUCAAGCCGGGCUAUACUGCACCACCUCCUUUGUUCCAAAUCGGCCGUUUUCCAAUGAAUUUGAGGGCAAACUGGGAGAUCUCUAGGAGGGAGUUAAACAAUUCUCGCUUUAUAGCAGUAGUAUCAAGUGAUCAUCAUUAUGAUGAGUAUUCAGUUUCGACUACAAGAAGCUCAAUAUGUUACCGAACAGUUGCAAUAGUGUUCAUGCUUCUUUUGGUUUUACGGCAUACUCUGCCUGUCAUACUUACGGGAACCAAUGACUACACUUUCCUGUUGUUCAUGCUGUUAUUACUUCCAACUGUUGGGAUUAUCCUGCCAAUCUAUGUCGUGAUGAAAGCAACGACUGCCCUCCGUCACCGCGGGCAACAGCGGGAGUCUCCAAAUCCAUUGUUUACCCAAUCAGAUGAAGAAAUUGAGCAGUCGGUCAUGCAAACUCAGCCUCACAUAGUCAACAUUCCUUGAAUGCCAACAGAUGCAGUAAAAACCAUUACAAGAAAUUGGUAGAUAUAUGAAUAUUGAUUUUUAUUACUGUACAGACCAACUCUGGGGAUGAUCCCAAUUGUAUAUAUCUGAAGAAAAUGUACAUUGAGGGAAAGAGAUACAAAGAAUGUACUUGUGUAUAUGAACCAUCGUACAAUGUAUAAAAGA